Molecule: messenger RNA, 2325 nt
Organism: Culicoides brevitarsis
Lineage: Eukaryota; Metazoa; Arthropoda; Insecta; Diptera; Ceratopogonidae
Product: integrin beta-PS-like
Exons: 5
Coding region: 1-2325 (774 amino acids)
Biological process (GO): cell adhesion mediated by integrin; cell migration; cell-matrix adhesion
Cellular component (GO): cell surface; integrin complex; focal adhesion
Molecular function (GO): integrin binding
Source: RefSeq, a predicted model, not a curated record
AUGUCAUUUCAAUACUUUUUUCUACUUUUUCUAAUAUUCAAACUUGGAACACCUGCUGAGCAAUCUUGUUCCAAUCUCAAUACCUGUAACGAAUGUAUUCAAGCCAAAGGUUGUUCUUGGUGCUUGAAACCGACUCCAAGCUCAGAUAACCAACCAAAAUGUUUCCCCAAAAGCUCUGUAACUCGCUUUUGUGCCAAUGAAUCAAUUGAGGAUCCUCCAAAUACCGUGAAAGUCACUAAAAACCUUCCAUUGACCCGAAAUGCGGCGAGACAAGGAGAUAAAAUUGUUCAAGUUUAUCCUCAAGGAAUGAAAUUAACGCUGAGACUAAACGAUCCGAUAACAGUAAAGAUGACAUUUUCUCGAAGUCAGGAUUAUCCACUGGAUUUGUAUUACUUAAUGGACUUGUCUGGCUCAAUGAGUCCGCACAAAGAUAAGUUAUCAGCUCUCGGACAAACUUUAGCACGUGCCAUGAUGAGAAUAACUAAAGACUUUAAAAUUGGUUUCGGAUCGUUCAUUGAUAAAAAGACACUUCCUUAUGACAAUUCGAUGCCUCUUGUUGAAACACCUUCGACUACAUAUUCGUUUCGUAAUCACAUGUCUCUCGACACGGAUGCCCGUCGAUUCGAAGAUGAAGUGCGUCGAGCCAAGAUCGGGGGAAAUAUCGAUAUACCGGAAGGCGGGUUUGAUGCACUUAUGCAAGCGAUUGUUUGUCACGAAGAAAUCGGUUGGCGAAAGCAAGCACGUCGUUUGAUAGUUUUCUCAACAGAUGCUGAUUCGCACAUUGCGGGUGAUGGAAAACUUGGAGGCAUCGUGAUGCCAAACUCUGGCGAAUGUAAGAUGCAAAAUCAUUUUCACACGCAUGCCCUGAUUGAAGACUAUCCAAGUGUGGCACAUAUUAAUGCAAAAGUUAGGGAAAAUGCGAUUAACUUGAUUUUUGCCAUUACGAGAGACGCAAAGAGUCAUUAUGAUGAAAUGGUGAAAUACAUUGAAGGAUCUUACGUUUCACGUUUAGAAGAUAGCUCAAGUAAUGUUGUACAGUUGAUUGAGGAGCAGUACAAGAAAAUUUCAUCAAGUAUCGAAUUGAAAGACAAUUCCACGGAAUUCAUCAAAGUCGAUUUUUCUUCAAAAUGCUUCGGUACCAAAGUGGAACGCACCAACAAAUGUGACAACAUCAAAGUUGGUGACAAAAUCGACUUCGACAUUCAAAUCACCGCUACUUCUUGUUCUGCUGAAACUGUUCGAAUCUAUCCCGUUGGAAUUGACGAAUCGCUCGUACUUGACAUUCAACCAAUUUGUGAAUGUCCCUGCAUGGAUCCAUCUCACAAAACAUAUGAGCGCGAUUCGGUCGAAUGCAAGCAACAAGGAACGCUUCAAUGUGGUCUUUGUGAUUGCAAUCCAGGCUUCACGGGGCUCAAGUGUGAAUGUGCCGAAGGGACUGAUGACAAAAAUAACACAAAUUGCGACUUUAUCGAUUGCAACAAUCGGGGGGAUUGUCGAUGUGGGCUUUGUGAAUGUCGACCUCGCCCGAACCCAGAGGAAAAAUAUUUCGGAAAGAACUGCGAAUGCGACAAUUUUUCGUGUGAACGUCGAAAUGGCUUGCUUUGUUCGGGAAAUGGAGAAUGUACGUGCGACAAAGGGAUCGUUUCUUGUUCUUGUAAAGAGGGAUGGAAUGGCACAGCUUGCGAAUGUUCAACUUCUAUGGAAACGUGCAAAGCUCCGAACGAUACGCAACUCUGUUCGGGCUUCGGAAACUGCAAAUGUGGCAAAUGCGAAUGCGAACAAACGGAGAAAAAUCGUCGUUUUGGUCGAUUUUGCGAAAAAUGUCCCAAUUGUGGGGCUCGUUGCAAGGAAUUUCGCGAUUGUGUCCAAUGUCAAGUUUACAGAUCGGGUCCUCUGGCGAAAAAUUGCACCGAAAAUUGCAAAAAUGGCUUUUUACUGCAAAAAGUCAACGACCUUGGAGACGUGAAACCCGACGAGGAGCAAUUGUGUUCGGGAUAUGACGACGAACAGUGUCGCUUUGACUUUAUCUACAACGAUCGCGAUGAAAGUAAAAUUGUCGUUCGGAGUGACGAACGUCUUCAUUGUCCGACUCGCGUUAAGCCAUUCACGAUAAUAAUCAGUAUUGUUGCCUCGAUCUUACUUGUUGGCGUCGCAACGUUGUUGCUGUGGAAAGUCAUCAUGAUUGUUCAGUAUCGCAGGGAAUUCGCGCGUUUCGAGGAGGAACGGAAAAAUGCGGCAUGGACUGCGGGACAAAAUCCACUUUAUAGAGAUGCAUCGACAACAGUUAAGAAUCCAGCUUAUCGAGGAUCGAGAGCGGUUAAAUAA